AGUUACACCAACAUCAGCAUGCUCAAUUGGAAGACUCUCUUUUUACACAAAGUAGUCAUUUACAUUUUUUACAUAACUUCCACAAUGUGUUUUCUGUUUGGUUCAAUAAAAAAUAAUGCCUAGAAAGCAAAAUGAAGGCACUUUGAGUGAGCUUUAUGUAAAUGUUUCCUCUUUCCUCAGUUAUAUGCAUACAUAAUGAUUAUAUCCAUCUAGUUACUGCCUGAAGCAUCAAGGCAAAGGCCCUAGAGUUUGAUAUUUUAUAAAGUAAACCUUUAUUUUUUUUAUAGUAAUCGGCCAUUUCCUCGAGGUGGAACAACAUGCUGCUGGUACAUCCUCUGUUGUUUCAAGUUGGCAUUUCCUGACAUGGCAGCCCAUGUGGUUAAACGUGUCUCCUCCCUCUCCGCUGGCCAGACGGUGACGAGCUCAGGUGAUAGUUCACCGUGCAAACUCAGACCCCGGGCAUCUCGGAAGCAUCACACAAAUGUGGGUGGGGUCGCUUUGAUGCGCAACCAGACAGCAACGUGCAAAACACUCCAAAGUCCAUUUAAACUUCGGUAAGAACAGCUCGGCUGCAGGAGGAGAGCGAAGGGUGAAGAUCGGUAAGAGCAUAUUUAUAUAAAGCUAUAAGGAGGGAUCACCCUGACUGGACAAACUGAGUAUACAGGGGGAGUGACCGAGCAUUUGCAAGUCUUCGAGACGUGAGUAUAGGACUUUUGUUUACACGUUUAUCGCCCAUCUAGAGCUUUUUUUUCUGCGCAUCUUUUUCUCGGCAGCCUCGUAGUUUUUAUCAUCAUCAUCAUGGCAUGGCCGUGCAUCACGCGUGCUUGCUGCAUCAACCGCUUUUGGACGGAGCUGGACAAAGCGGACAUGGCGGUGCCUUUGGUUUUCACCAAAUAUUCGGAUGUGGCCGGCGUGCAGCGUCUUGCCCAUCACCCGCAGCCGAGACAGAAGAAGGCCGGAGGCAUUGCCAUAGAAACCCAGCCCCAUCCCGACGAGCAUGAGCCCGGGAAGGCACCGCCCGCGACGGGUGCCGCAGCGGGCAAAGAUGGCUCUGCAGCGUCCGUCAUGCGCCAAGACUACAAGGCGUGGAAUGUGCGCCCCGAGCCCUGCUGCAAGCCCAGGGAUGAGUUCCAACGCUCGGAGGCCCCGUUCAAUACCAAAACUCAGUACCAGAAGGAUUACAAGCCCUGGCCUAUACCGAAGAAGCACGACCACCCUUGGAUACCCAAACCCAGCCCCGCCGCCGCGCCCGCCGCGACCUCCGGUGGGCCGGAGCGGAGCGCAGGGAGCGCUAAACUGGAUCAUGCGGCCGCCGAGGCCGAGAGCGGCGUGGAGAAGAGCGAGAUCGAGGAGAAAACGCAGGAGAAAGAGCCAAAGGAGCCGGCCAAGAGAAGCGUGAAGAGGGAAAAGUCGGCAGAGAGACAGACGGCUGAGAAGACGGAAGAUCAGGUGCCCGCAGACGUGAGCGCCGAGGAGAGGAAAGGCAGAGCAGCUGCAGACGCUCUGAACAGACAGAUCAAGCAGGUCAUGUCGACUUCUAGCAGCUAUAGGACUGAGUUCAAGGCAUAUAAGGAUGUGAAACCAGUGAAGGCCAUUAAAGCUCCAUCUCAGUAUAAACCCCCAGUGGAGGAGACCAGUCGGGAAACCAGCUACAGCGCCACAUACAAGGGGGAGCAGGUGAAGGCUCAACCCGCUGACAACAAGCUGAUCGACCGCAGGAGGAUACGCAGCCUGUACAGUCAGCCUGGCAAGGAAGCUGCCAAGGACGUCUCAGAGACUGAGAGCAGCUCUGUUCUAAAUCUGCUGUAGUCAGGUGUGUUCACUGUUUCUUCUGGAAGGCAUGGAGGCUGACCUCAAAUUGAUCAGACGCAAUUGUACAUACUGGACACACAUACACGCUCAGUAUGCGCCUUGGCCGGUACGAGCCACAGUCACACGUAUCACGCAGCUGCCAGACGCAACCCUGCAAAAACUAUCGGCCACAUCUUCACCGUUUGCCCACCUCUCAGCCCGCACCACCCACCAGCCUUUAUGAAAAUAAGGAGGUUCAUGAAAGGGGGAGGAUUCAUUGAUAAAUGGAAGAAACAAAGGAGCUGAGAUGAUAUUUUCCAAGUGACAUGAGAAUCAAAACAAAAGAGAUGUAUUGCAUCAGUGGAGGCCAAUAAGACAAACAUCUCAUCACAUUUAAUUAGUAUACAUUUAAACAGAUCUUUGCUCUUUAUGGCUCUAUUUUGGUGACAGUGUAUGGUGCACAUUUAAUUUGGCAAAAUGGUAUUUUAGUUUUUACAUUUGGAAACUAACACACACAAUUGGCUCACCAUCAGUUUUACUGCACACAAGAGGGAAGAGAGGCACAGCAGGGUGUGUGACAGUGGCAAGUGGUGUCAAGCAUCGGUAACACUUGUUUGCAGAUGAUGUCAUCCUUUUGGCUUUUGCUGUCUGAUUGGCAUCGUAGCAGUUUGCAGUUCAGUAUGAUGCAGCCAUGAAGAUCUAACUUUAUUCUUCAAGGUCCACACAGCAUCAAGAAUGUGUGCUGAAAAUGAGUAUAUGUGUCUAAUCUAAUUUGGACUGUAUUGUUAAAAGCACCAUGGUGCAGAGUACACUUUAAGAGUUAUUUAGCCAUGAAGGACACAUUCCCCUACCACACCCGAUAACGUACUGUAUUCCACUUUCAUGUGUCUGUGGCACCUGAGCACCAGAUCCUUUUAAUUCACAAACAGAGCCCUUCAUUAGAGAAAGAAAGCCUUUUACAAACAUUUGUCAUCUCUUACACGUUUUUUUAAGUUUUAUUUAUUCAGCAAAAGUUGAGCAUGCAACUUUUUUGCUGUCCACCAACUCAUGAAUACAAAUUGAUCUGGGAGCUUAUCCAUGAGUCUUUUAUUCAGCAAGAGCAGAGAGAAGCUAAGUAAGUGCCUUGCUCAAUUUUCCCAGUUGGUAUGGGAAUUGGAACCAGCGAUCCUCUAGUCACACGCCUGCUUCUCAAACGUCAGGGUUUUGCCACCACUAUGAAUGGUUGAAUGUUAACAUAAUAUCCUUUCUUUAAGGUGUAAAACUAACAUCAUAUGCUAAUACAAGCCAUUAACAUUGUAUGUUAUGGUUGCUUUAAAACUUAAAUGGAAAACUGCACGAACUACUGUUUUAUAAAAGGAAAGGCACAAAAUACACCUUUUGUGCUGCGUUUCUUUUUUCCUUUAUCCUCAUUGCACUAGCCACAUAAUGCAAACAUCACCUCUACCAUCUGGUGUCAUUUGCCUGUCUUUUAUAUUAAGUAACGGGGUAAAGAAGGUACGUAUUGCAUGCUAAAAUAUGACUUUGACAUCAAUUAGAUUCUCCAUUAUUCAAGCAAUCGUUUUAAGGAAUAGUUUUGACAUUUUGGGAAAUGCGCUUAUUUGCUUUCUAACCAGGAGUUAGAUGAGAAGAUCGAUGCUGCUCUCUUCUACCCGUCUUGCUGUCAUGGAAAGACUCCAAGACGUCAUUGCCCGAAGAAAUAGUCCAGCCCAUAUCCUUUGGAUUUUUUUUUGCCAAGCUAAGUUAUUGGCUGCUGGCUGUAGCUUCUAAUUUAAUGGACAGACAUGAGAAAAACAUAGAUUUUUCUCAUCUAACUCUUGGCAAGAGAGCGAUUAAGUGAAUUUCCCGAAAUAUCAUACUAUUGCCUUAACAUCGGUUUAAGUUGAAUUGACUGUUUUCGUCUGUACUCUCAGGAUUUUCACCUCUCUUCUGUUUCAGGUGGAUAAACCAGUGUCUCGCACCAAACCAAAAAAGACACCAACAACAACAACAGGGAAAAUGGUGAAAAAAUCAAAAGAGAAGCAGCUUG
This is a messenger RNA of Anarrhichthys ocellatus (wolf-eel), 3817 nucleotides long. It is a transcript of the gene map6b, whose product is annotated as microtubule-associated protein 6b. The transcript has 3 exons. Gene Ontology annotation, molecular function: calmodulin binding; microtubule binding. Gene Ontology annotation, cellular component: cis-Golgi network; Golgi-associated vesicle; microtubule. NCBI's taxonomy places the organism in Eukaryota, Metazoa, Chordata, Actinopteri, Perciformes, Anarhichadidae. Gene Ontology annotation, biological process: regulation of microtubule cytoskeleton organization; microtubule cytoskeleton organization; cytoskeleton-dependent intracellular transport. The record is from RefSeq and is a predicted model, not a curated record. The coding region runs from base 799 to 1809 and encodes 336 amino acids.